CACCGCCACCAACUGCACUUGUCGAUAAGCAAAAAGCAUCAGAAAAAUGUUUAUUUCUGUAUUACUAGUUUGCUGUGGCUGAAGUUACAGAACCAGCCGUUAACAAUCGGCAGCAGUCGGAAAUCUGCUCAAGUAGAAAGACCCUCCCGCUUGAACUGAAGCUUGGAGACGUCCGUUCCUGCACGUUUGAAGUCAUGUUCCCACGACCGAGGCAUAUAUUCUCUACUGAGUACUUUUUGACUUGAACUUGAUUUUAACUAAACUUGGACUUUGACAUUUACGCAUUGGACGUUGACACUGACUGAUUUUGUUUGUUGGACUUUGACAAAGUUACAGCGAUGAGAGCGGAUGACCGACCAAACAUCAGACGGAAUCGCUAUAUUAGUGAGCAUGCGCAGCUACCAUCCUUGUGUGCCGAGCCGCUAACAUGCAGGAGUACCUCCAGAAGGAGAACGUGGUGUCCGGUGCCGACACCCUGGACCUGGACCUGAUCGUGCCGUGGGCGCCGCAGAAGCGCGUCCUGGGUCACCCGGCCGCGGGGGUCUUCGUCAGCCACUGCGGCUGGAACAGCAGCCUGGAGGCGGCGUCCUACGGGGUCCCGGUGGUCGGUUGGCCGAUGUUCGGCGACCAGCACGUCAACGCGAUCAUGCUGGAGCAGUUGGGCGCCGGGAAGACGAUCAAGGGCACCGGGGUCAUCGGGCGGGUGGUCCCGGCGGAAGAGAUCGUCGAGGCCAUCCAGACGGUGGCCGGGUGGAGGGAAGCGGGCGACGGGAAGAGCCCGUACCGCGAGACGAUGCGGAAACUGGGAGAGAAGGCGCGCGCCACCAUCGGACCGGAUGGCCAGUCCACCCAGACCUCCAGAGCGUCCUUGACCAAAUUUAAUCAAGCAAAAAUUUUAUCCUUAAUUAAUUCCCAUUUUCCGCAAUACAACUAUUUUUUAUUAUUACUUUAUAUGCGAACGUUGGCUGCAUUACGUAAAAAUCAGUGA
Paramacrobiotus metropolitanus is the source of this 988-nucleotide messenger RNA. RefSeq lists its product as uncharacterized. The record is from RefSeq and is a predicted model, not a curated record. Lineage: Eukaryota; Metazoa; Tardigrada; Eutardigrada; Parachela; Macrobiotidae. Bases 428 to 988 code for a protein of 186 amino acids. The transcript has 2 exons. Gene Ontology annotation, molecular function: UDP-glycosyltransferase activity.